Messenger RNA from Gloeophyllum trabeum ATCC 11539, 2118 nucleotides. RefSeq lists its product as uncharacterized. The record is from RefSeq and is a predicted model, not a curated record. The coding region runs from base 1 to 2118 and encodes 705 amino acids. Lineage: Eukaryota; Fungi; Basidiomycota; Agaricomycetes; Gloeophyllales; Gloeophyllaceae. Gene Ontology annotation, biological process: carbohydrate metabolic process. The transcript is spliced from 5 exons.
AUGGCUGUAGCCAUCUGGUUCGGAACUAUCAUUCUGGCUCUUGCUAGCCUCUGCGCUGCUGGAAUCGACCGUCAGGCAGUAGUCUCACGCUACAACCCCGUUCGAAAUGCAUCUAGCCAAUCGACCCCUAUGCAAGUCGGCAACGGCUACUUCGCCUUUGGCGCAGACGUGACUGGACUACAGACAUUUCUGCCCUACGCGAUCAUGUCCUCAUGGGGAUGGAAGAACGACUCACUGCCGGCGAAUAGAACUAUGGGAGACAUCCUUGACUAUCACGGCGUUAGCUGGUGGAACCAUGAUAGGCUAGUCACAUACAUGUUCGACGGCGAUCCGGAGGUUCAGCAGUGGCUCAUCGCGAACCCCAACCGAGUUAAUCUUGGCAGAACGGGGUUGGUGUUCUUCUCAGAAGAUGGCCAAGCGCAGAACGUCAUGGAGAGCGACCUGAGUCACGUCCGACAAGAGCUUGACUUAUGGACUGGGAAGAUGACCAGUCAGUUCGUCUGGGACGGGAAUGAGGUGACGGUCCAGACGUACUCGCAUCAGUCCAUCGGCGCAGUGGGUAUGGAAGUCAAGUCGGCGCUCUUGCAAGAGGAAAGGCUGGGACUCUUCCUUGACUUCCCUUGGAAUGACGGGAGCGCAAAAUUCGAAGCACCUUUCGUGGGGCAGUUCAACCUUACCUCCAAUCAUACCACUACUCUGCAGACUGGCGAGGGGCUCGGGGAUGGAGUGACUGCAGAAAUCGCCCAUACGAUGGUAAACUCGACGUUCAUAACAUCAGUCGGCGGUGACCAGUUUACCAUAUCCCGUGAUUCGCCCGCUACGCACCGGUACACCGUCCGACCGUCUAGUCCAGAUCUUGACUUCCGCAUCACCGUAACAUACGCGCCUGACAGGCCGACAUCUAUCCCUUCAGUUACUGAUAUCGUGUCGUCUUCUGUUCGAUCAUGGGAAGAAUAUUGGGCAUCUGGAGGAUUUGUGGACGUCGUGACAGGAUCCUCUGAUCCCCGAGCUGAUGAACUCCAGCGAAGAAUAAUCUUGUCGAGGUACCUGAUGCGAGUCAACGAAGCUGGUGACACGCCGCCGCAGGAGUCUGGGCUCGUGAACAACGGCUGGUAUGGCAAAUUCCACAUGGAGAUGUUUUUCUGGCACAGCGCCCACUGGGCAUUAUGGAAUAACUGGGAUCUGCUAGACCGAUCCAGCAACGUCUACUCCCGAUUCCUUGCCACCUCCCUUCAGCGCGCGCAGGUCCAGGAACACUGGGAUACGGGCGCGCGAUGGUCGAAAAUGACCGACCCCUCGGGACGCUCCGCACCCGGCGAGAUCAACGAGCUGCUGAUCUGGCAGCAGCCACACCCGCUCGUAUUCGCGCAGUACGAGUACCGAGCGUUCCCAUCCCGCGAGACGCUGGAGAAGUGGCGGGACGUGGUGAAGGCGACCGCGGAUUGGAUGGCGGACUUCGCGUGGUACAACGAGAGCACGGGGGUGUACGACUUGGGCCCCCCGAUGUAUGUCGUGAGCGAGGAUACGAGUCCGAACGUGACGACCAAUCCUGCGUUCGAGUUGUCGUACUGGAAGCUAGGACUCGGGCUCGCGGAAGACUGGAUGAAGAGCCUUGGCGAGGAGGUCCCAGCGAACUGGACGAGGGUCAAGGAGACUCUGGCGCCGCUGCCCAUUGAGAACGGAAUCCCGAGCGACUUCUGGUAUACGCCAACGUACACCAACGACCAUCCGGCGUUGACGGGCCUGUACGGGUGGCUGCCGGAAACGCCUGGGUUGAACGUCACCAUGGCCAAACUGACAGCGGAGAAGGCGUGGACGUACUGGAAUAUCAGCAAUUGUUGGGGAUGGGAUUUCCCGAUGCUCGCCAUGUCCGCGGCCAGGAAUGGCGAGACCGCGCAAGCGAUAGAGUGGCUCUUGCAUCCACUCUUCCAAUUCGACGACGUGGGCAUGCCGAUAGGCGGCGCGCGCGUGCCCACGCCGUAUUUUCCGGGAAGUGGAGGUCUUUUGUACGCGGUGGCUAUGAUGGCCGCUGGCUGGGAUGGAGCUGAUGGGAGCGCGCCCGGAUUCCCUGCGGAUGGAUGGAACGUAACGGUUGAAGGUGUGAGCAAAGCACUCUAA